AAUUAUUUCGAUUAUUUGGUGAUUUUACUGCUAGAAAUAUAUGGACUUUUUACCUCUUAAUGACUCAGAAUCGUCUUCUCUAGAAGAUUUAGAACCAUCGCUUCUUGAAAAUUUAGAUUCUAUAGAACUUGAACAACUUGAAAAUGAAGCAAUUAACAUUUGCUCACAACAUUAUAAUCGGAAUCUGUGCCAAUUCUAUAUUAAUCAAACUGAUAUUCAAGAUCAAAUUCAAGUAAAAUAUCAGUCUGAUAUUUCAAGAGAUACUUAUGAAAAAUACCCGCUUCAUUUAUAUGAUCAAAUUCAUGCUCAAGAUAAUGUUCAUAGAGAGAGUAUACAAAAAGAUAUAUCGCUUUUAAACACAAAGAAUACUUUUUAUAAUAGUAUCCAGACCGAUUUUUCUGAUAUUGAUAAACACCAUUGUAUAAACCAAUGGGAUAAAAUGUAUCAAUCGUCUAAUAUGAACCCACGAGAUAAUUAUGGGAAAUCAGCAUCCUGUAAUGAACAGAUACAGAAAGCUGGAGAUAUGCAGGUGGCAAAUACAAAAGAAACAGUUCUGCAAGAUGAAAUAACAAAGUCACAAUCAUAUAUUAGGAACUUUCAGUUACAACAAGAUGGGUUUAAAGUAGUAACUCGAUCCAAGUCUAAAGAACUUGCAAUAACUCAAACUUUAUUUGAUAAAGAACAAUUUCAUAUGAGUUUUAUAGAAAAUUUUGAAAAACAGUAUGCAUUUUCAUCGGAAAGACAUAUUGUUACUUUGAAAAAAAUGAAAGUUGACUUUGACCAAGUUCAUACCGAAAAUCGUUUUCAAAAAAAAGGACUCCAAGAAGGUGAUGAAUUAAUUACGCAGUCUGAAAAUCCUAAAAAACAAGCGAAUUCUUCGUUUAACAUGCCUUUUGAAUUUCCAACAAAAAAAGCUUUUGAAUCAGAAGAAAAGGUUAUAGAUCCUCCAGUAAAACGAAAACGAAGAUUAAAGAAAUAUGUUUCUUUAGAUAAUGCAGUCCAUGAAUAUGAAUGUAUUACGGGAAAUUAUCAUUUAAAAAACAAUGAAAAUUUAGAGUUACAAGUAAUAUCAAAAAUAAUACAUCAACGAAUGAAUGAUAAUAAAAAACUUCAGUUUAUUGAGGAAUUAUUUGAUUAUCGUAUUGAUUAUAUUUUCAAAUAUAAUGAUAGCACAAUUUUUGAUAUACUUCCUUUUUAUACAUUACCUGGAUUUUCUGUAUCUGUUUCAUCAAUGGUUAUAAAGUUUAUUAGUAGAUCUCUUACUACUUUAAAUUCUGUUUUAGUUUUUUUAUUUUAUUUAAUGGAUUAUGUAAUGGUUAUUUGGAAAAUUUGUUUAGAGAAAAAUUAUAAAGAACCAAUCAGACAUAUGGUAUCAUUUGUACAUUUUAUUUUUGUUUUUCAGUCACAUGUCUUUAAUGAGCUAGUCAAUGUUGGUAAAAUUGAAUCUUUACUAACGUUGCUGCAAAACACAAUAAUAGAGUAUAUGGUAGAAGCAACAAAAGAGACUGAAGUUUUUGGAUACAUAGGUGAAUUUGUAGUUCAAAAGUGUUUAGAAAUUUUAAAUAUCAUUGUAAAUUUAUCUCAAGAAAAUACACAAAUUACAUAUAAAAUUUCCUCAUUCCUGGAGUUUAAUCAGAUUUUGUUAUUGCUAAAUCCUUUACAUAAUUUAUUAUUCAUUAAAAAAACAUUGAAUUUUUUAAAUAAGUCUAUUCUUUUAAAAUAUAUUCAGUAUACUGUUAAAAAGGAUGAAUUAAUAUGUUUUUCUGAUUGUUUCUCGAAAAUAUUAAAUAUUGUAAGUAGAUAUUUAACUGAAAAAUAUGAAAAUUAUAAAGUAUUUGAGCUUAUGGAUUUAAAAUUGGAGGCUGUUACGUUUUUGAACACUGUUAUGUCAGCUUCUGUGAAUGGAAAAAAUCUUCUUAGCUUAAAUGUUGUUGUUGUGUCGCAAUUAUGUCGUUGUUUAGCAGAAUUGAUAAAUUUUCAUGGUACAUCUGAAAUUUUCGGGCAAAGAAUAAAUUUAAUUAAAUCUAUUGUAUUUAUUCUUCAUGAAAUUAUUUCACCUAUCAACAUAUCUUUUCAUUUUGCACAGCCGUGGACUCGAUAUGCGUACAUUAUUUCAAUGACUCGUUUAAGCUUUGCUGAGGAUGAAGAUGAUCAUGGAAAAGAUAUAUUUGAUGAUAAAACUAUAGAAUUUGCUAGAGAUCUUCUUGAAAUAGUUGUAGAUCCAGAAGAAGGUGAUAAGUUAUAUGAUCUUUUUCAUAUUUCCAAUUAAUAUACCUUUAAUUUAUGUUUGGAAUUAUAUUAUGUAGAUCAUGAU
Molecule: messenger RNA, 2314 nt
Organism: Pneumocystis carinii B80
Lineage: Eukaryota; Fungi; Ascomycota; Pneumocystomycetes; Pneumocystales; Pneumocystaceae
Exons: 10
Coding region: 41-2269 (742 amino acids)
Source: RefSeq, a predicted model, not a curated record